UCAACUAAAUCAUCUACUCUAACGCUAUAAAUUCAACGUUGAGACGUCUAUUCCUCAAUCAAGGUUGGUUACUUACUCGUAAAAGCAUAAGCUGAUCAGUUGCUUAGUAAGAACAGAGAAGAAAUGGGGAGUCUUAAUGAGGAGAAGUUCCGGUUUUGUAUCGAUCGAGGCGGCACAUUUACAGACGUUUAUGCAGAAAGUCCUGGUCGAUCGGAUUGCCGAGUGAUGAAGCUUUUAUCUGUCGACCCCGCCAACUACGACGAUGCUCCGAUCGAAGGGAUACGGAGAAUUCUCGAAGAAUAUACGGGGGAGAAGAUUCCUAGGUCUUCCAAGAUCCCAACCGAUAAGAUUGAUUGGAUUCGGAUGGGUACCACCGUCGCCACCAACGCUCUUUUGGAGAGGAAAGGGGAGAGGAUUGCUCUGUGCGUGACUCGCGGUUUCAGGGAUCUCCUUCAGAUUGGUAACCAAGCUCGUCCUCACAUCUUUGACCUCACCGUCACCAAGCCUUCCAAUCUUUACGAGGAGGUCGUAGAUGUCGAUGAAAGAAUCGAGCUUGUUCUCGACAACGAAGAGCAUGGUCCAGAUUCUUUGAUUAAGGGGAUUUCGGGCGAGCUAAUCCGGGUCGUGAAGCCGCUCAAUGAAGAAGCUCUGAGGCCUUCACUGAAAGCUUUACUGGAUAAGGGGAUAAGCUGUUUAGCUGUCGUGUUAAUGCACUCUUACACGUACCCUCAACACGAAAUCUUGGUGGAGCGAUUAGCUCUUAGCCUGGGCUUCAAACAUGUAUCUCUGUCUUCGGCAUUGUCUCCCAUGGUACGUGCAGUGCCAAGGGGAUUUACAGCUAGUGUGGAUGCCUACCUCACUCCCGUCAUCAAAGAAUACUUAUCUGGGUUCAUAUCAAGAUUCGAUGAAGGGCUGGGGAAGGUGAAUGUUCUGUUUAUGCAGUCGGAUGGAGGACUUGCCCCAGAAAGUAGAUUUUCUGGUCACAAAGCUGUCCUGUCGGGACCUGCUGGUGGGGUAGUAGGUUAUUCACAAACUCUUUUCGGGCUUGAGACGAUGAAGCCACUCAUCGGAUUUGAUAUGGGUGGCACAUCCACGGAUGUGAGCCGUUACGCAGGUAGCUACGAGCAAGUGCUGGAGACCCAGAUUGCAGGGGCCAUAAUUCAAGCUCCUCAGCUUGACAUAAACACUGUUGCUGCUGGUGGUGGGUCAAAGCUGAAGUUCCAGUUCGGAGCUUUCAGGGUAGGACCUGAAUCAGUUGGGGCACACCCAGGUCCUGUUUGUUACAGGAAAGGUGGAGAAUUGGCAGUUACAGAUGCUAAUUUGAUUCUAGGAACCGUUAUUCCUGAUUACUUCCCCUCAAUCUUUGGGCCCAACGAGGAUCAGCCAUUGGAUGUUAAAGCUACCAGAAAUGAAUUCGAGAAGCUUGCGAAGAGGAUCAAUUCCUACAGAAAAAGCCAGGAUCCAUCGGCCAAGGACAUGACAGUGGAAGAGAUUGCCCUUGGAUUUGUAAAUGUAGCCAAUGAAACAAUGUGUCGGCCGAUAAGGCAGUUAACAGAGAUGAAGGGCCAUGAGACAAGGAACCAUGCUCUUGCUUGCUUUGGAGGUGCUGGGCCACAACAUGCAUGUGCUAUUGCAAGGUCCCUGGGCAUGAAUGAAGUCUUGAUCCACAGGUUCUGUGGGAUCUUGAGUGCUUACGGGAUGGGGUUGGCCGAUGUUGUUGAGGAGUCACAAGAGCCUUACUCUGCUGUUUAUGGUCCUGAAUCUGUGCUGGAGGCCUCGCGUAGAGAAUCCAUUCUGAUGGAGCAAGUAAAGCAAAAGCUGAAAGACCAAGGCUUUGGCGACAGAAACAUUACGACAGAGACGUAUCUCAACUUGAGAUACGAGGGUACAGAUACAGCCAUCAUGGUGAAGAGAUCAAAGACUGAAGAUGGCUUGGAAAGCGAUUAUGCAGUUGAAUUUGUUAAGUUGUUUCAGAAAGAGUAUGGUUUUAAACUGCAGAACCGGAAUAUCCUGAUCAGUGAUCUUAGAGUUCGCGGCAUCGGAGUCACUAAUAUCUUGAAACCUCUACACCUAGAACUUGUUUCUGGUACACCUGGGACUGAAAGUCGCCAUAAGGUCUAUUUUGGAAAUGGGUGGCAUGAGACCCCAUUAUUCAAGCUUGAGAAUUUGGGUUACGGGCAUGUCCUGCCUGGCCCAGCAAUCAUCAUGAACGGUAAUAGCACUGUUAUUGUAGAACCUGAGUGUAAAGCGAUUAUUACCAGAUAUGGCAACAUCAAAAUUGAGAUCCAUUCAGUGUCAUCGACAGCAAAAAUCACAGAAAAGGUAGCAGAUGUGGUGCAGCUUUCGAUUUUCAACAACAGGUUUAUGGGCAUUGCUGAACAGAUGGGGCGUACCCUGCAGAGAACGUCCAUCUCAACAAAUAUCAAGGAGAGGCUUGAUUUCUCUUGUGCUCUGUUUGGUCCUGAUGGUGGACUGGUUGCUAAUGCCCCUCACGUCCCUGUCCACUUAGGUGCCAUGUCUAGCACUAUCCGGUGGCAGUUCAAGUUCUGGGGUGACAAUUUGAAUGAAGGAGAUGUUUUGGUGGCGAAUCAUCCUAGUGCAGGAGGUAGCCACCUUCCCGAUAUUACUGUUAUCACCCCUGUAUUUGAUAACAGGAAACUGGUAUUUUUUGUGGCUAGUAGAGGGCAUCAUGCAGACAUUGGUGGUAUAACACCUGGGAGUAUGCCGCCGUUUUCAAAGUCCAUAUGGGAAGAGGGAGCUGCUAUAAAAGCAUUCAAGCUCGUAGAAAAGGGAAUCUUUCAAGAAGAAGGAAUUGUCAAACUACUUCAGUUCCCCUGUUCUGAUGAUGAAUCAGACCAUAAGAUCCCAGGAACACGCAGGCUUCAAGAUAAUUUGUCUGAUCUUCGAGCACAAGUGGCUGCAAACCAGAGAGGAAUAUCUCUCAUUAAAGAGCUUAUUGAGCAGUAUGGUUUGGAAACAGUUCAGGCUUACAUGACCCAUGUACAGACUAAUGCGGAAGAAGCUGUAAGAGAAAUGCUAAAAUCAGUCUCUGCUAGAGUAGCUGGUCCCUCGGCUGACUUUGGAGAGAGAAAUUCUGUCACCAUUGAAGAAGAAGAUUAUAUGGAUGACGGAUCUGUUAUAUGCCUAAAGCUAACUAUCAAUACCGAGAAGGGUGAAGCUUUGUUUGAUUUCAAUGGGACCAGCCCAGAAGUGUAUGGGAAUUGGAAUGCACCAGAAGCAGUUACAGCUGCAGCUGUCAUAUACUGUCUCCGCUGUUUGGUUGAUGUUGAUAUUCCUCUGAAUCAAGGUUGUCUGGCUCCAGUUAAAAUCUACAUUCCCAAGGGUUCUUUCCUUUCUCCAAGUGAUAAAGCUGCUGUAGUGGGAGGUAAUGUUCUUACUUCUCAGAGAGUUACUGAUGUAGUACUUACUGCCUUUCAGGCCUGUGCAUGUUCUCAGGGUUGUAUGAAUAACCUCACUUUCGGGGAUAAUAGUUUUGGUUAUUAUGAAACGAUUGGAGGUGGGAGUGGGGCAGGACCUACUUGGGAUGGGACCAGUGGUGUCCAGUGCCAUAUGACCAACACACGUAUGACAGAUCCAGAGAUCUUCGAGCAGAGAUACCCUGUUUUAUUGCAUAAAUUUGGGCUACGAGAGAACAGUGGAGGUGCUGGCCUUCAUAGAGGGGGAGAUGGACUUGUGAGGGAGAUUGAGUUCCGGCGUCCUGUGACGGUCAGUGUGCUUUCAGAAAGGCGUGUUCAUGCACCAAGAGGGUUGAAGGGUGGCAAAGAUGGGGCUCGUGGGGUUAACUACCUGAUUACAAAAGAUAAAAGGCAAGUUUACCUCGGAGGUAAGAACACAAUUGAGGUGCAGGCGGGGGAGAUUCUUCAGAUUUUAACCCCAGGUGGUGGUGGAUGGGGUUCUCCUCUUUGAUCAUAUUUAUUGAAUGUAGCAAUUCCAUGUUUCAACUUUCAACUUGAAAAUGCUAUUUUUUUUUCUUAAGGACUUUGUUGUUGUUCUCAUUGUCAGAACAAGUCACCCUAAUAUGUGAUUAGCGAAUAAGAUGUUUUCUUGUGCGUUCAAGAUA
Messenger RNA from Telopea speciosissima, 4081 nucleotides. Its product is annotated as 5-oxoprolinase-like. The transcript is spliced from 2 exons. The coding region runs from base 124 to 3927 and encodes 1267 amino acids. Gene Ontology annotation, biological process: glutathione metabolic process. Gene Ontology annotation, cellular component: cytosol. NCBI's taxonomy places the organism in Eukaryota, Viridiplantae, Streptophyta, Magnoliopsida, Proteales, Proteaceae. The record is from RefSeq and is a predicted model, not a curated record. Gene Ontology annotation, molecular function: 5-oxoprolinase (ATP-hydrolyzing) activity.